Molecule: messenger RNA, 927 nt
Organism: Cyphellophora europaea CBS 101466
Lineage: Eukaryota; Fungi; Ascomycota; Eurotiomycetes; Chaetothyriales; Cyphellophoraceae
Exons: 2
Coding region: 1-927 (308 amino acids)
Biological process (GO): endoplasmic reticulum to Golgi vesicle-mediated transport; vesicle fusion with Golgi apparatus
Cellular component (GO): trans-Golgi network
Source: RefSeq, a predicted model, not a curated record
AUGUCCUACUACAACCAAGGCUACCAACCACAGCAGCAAGCCGCUUCUUCGGCCCAGAAUCUACAGUUCUUCAGCUCGUCGUAUGAUGCCGUAUCGGGGCACACCACGCCCUCACAAGCAAGCUACGGCGGCUACACAGGCGGCGCUGCGGCGGCGUACCCGCCCGCCUAUGGCGCUUCAGGGCCUUCGGGCUUCGGUGGUGGGCCGGGCGUGAGUGGACGCAUGGGCGAGCAGGGCGGCCUGCGCACCGGGUGGCUGGCAGCGUUUGGCACCGAAGGCUACGAUGGCGAGCCCAGUCUGAUGGAGGAGCUGGGGGUGAAUUUCGGGCAUAUUAAGACAAAAACGGUCGCGGUGCUGAACCCCCUCUCCCGCCCCUCCCCACACAUUAUGGACGACAGCGAUCUCUACGGUGGCCUGCUGUUCCUCAUCCUCUACGGCACCUUUCUGGCAUUGUCGGGAAAAUUCUUCUACGGGUACAUCUAUGGGAUCGCCCUGUUUGGCAGCAUCGCGCUACACUGGAUCUUUGCGCUCAUGACUCCGCCAAUGGACCCUUCCGAUCCUGGGCCGGACCACAUGGCGCAGGGCCAGCGAGACCAUGCUGCCUCGGGUGCACAUGGCGGGCAUUUCUCAUCAACACUGACUUACAGCCGGUCCGCCAGUGUGCUGGGGUACUGUUUCUUGCCGUUGGUGUUUACGUCUUUGAUGGGCGUAGCUGUGCCGAUGGACAGCGUGCUGGGGUAUGUCCUGACGGCCGGAGCGGUGGGUUGGUGCACGUUCUCGAGCUCGGGAAUGUUUGUGAGCGUCGGACGGAUGAGCGGCAUGCGAGGCUUGGUGGCAUAUCCCCUGGCGCUGUUUUAUUCGGGGUUCGGGAUCAUGGGGAUUUUCUCGAGUAGAGGCACGGGUAUGUUGGAGGGCAAGGUUCUCUAG